CUUGGGCUGAAAUGAAACUUAUCUUCACCGUUUUAGUGGAAUAGAAUUAGAAUGUGUUUGUCCGUUGUAAGAACUACGGAGAAGCAAUGGUGGUUGGGCAGGCUCUUCUUCCUCCUCUUCCUCCUUCAAACUUGCUCUUCAAACGCUAUCCAAGACACCUCUCUUUCUCCGCGUCUGCUUCCACCAAUCACGCGCAAGACACCGCCAGAACUAACAACGCUGAUGAGGAUUCUUCGUCGACGAAACUAUCCUCAAGCUUUGGAAGACUAAAGGCGCAGAAAGUGAAAGCUCUGGUCCAUAGAACCAAGGAGCAAAGGGAACACACAUUACCGAAAUCUUUGGAAGAAGAUGACGAGCAUAGAGCCACAAGAGCAAGACAUUUGAGAGGAUGGGAUAGGGUUUCCAAUUCUCAGCCACAAAGGGAACACACAAAAUCAUCCACUGACAUUAACUUUUUCAGUCUCAAGUCAUUUAAAGAAAUAGGAUGCAGUGACUUCAUCAUUCAAUCCCUUCAAAAACUGCUCUACACGCGCCCUUCACACGUGCAGGCGAUGGCAUUUGGACGUGUUCUUAGGGGAAAGACUUGUGUCAUAGCUGAUCAGAGCGGUUCUGGGAAGACUUUAGCAUAUCUUGCACCAAUCAUUCAGCGUCUUAGAGUGGAAGAAAUAGAAGGGCGUAGUAAAUCCUCUUCGCAAGCUCCUACAGUGCUUAUACUCGCACCCACCGCUGAGUUAGCUUCCCAGGUCUUAGAUAAUUGUCGAUCCAUGUCAAAAUCUGGGGUUCCAUUCAAAUCUAUGGUUGUCACUGGGGGCUUUCGACAAAAAACUCAACUCGAAAAUUUACACCAGGGUGUCGAUGUCUUAAUAGCUACACCUGGCCGUUUUUUGUUCCUCAUCAAGGAAGGCUUCUUACAGUUAUCAAAUUUAAGAUGUGCUGUGUUGGAUGAGGUAGAUAUACUCUUUGGCGAUGAGGAUUUCGAAGUGGCUCUUCAAUGCUUGAUUAAUUCUUCACCGGUUGACACACAAUAUUUAUUUGUGACUGCAACUUUACCAAAAAAUGUUUACAGCAAACUGGUUGAAGUGUUUCCUGAUUGUGAAAUGAUCAUGGGACCUGGUAUGCACCGAAUAAGUUCUCGCCUUGAAGAGAUUCUAGUAGAUUGCAGUGGAGAAGAUGGACAAGAAAAAUCUCCUGAUACAGCGUUUUUAAACAAGAAAGCUGCUCUUCUGCAUAUUGCGGAGGAAAGUCCUGUCCCAAGAACAAUUGUGUUCUGUAACAAAAUUGAAACAUGCAGAAAAGUUGAAAAUUCAUUAAAGCGUUUUGAUAGAAAAGGAGCUCGCAUACAAGUUCUCCCCUUCCAUGCUGCCAUGACACAAGAAUCACGGCUUGCUAGUAUGGAAGAGUUCACUCGUCCGCCAUCAAAAGAAGUCUCCCAGUUUAUGGUUUGCACUGACAGGGCAUCACGGGGAAUUGACUUCGCAGGAGUGGAUCAUGUCAUACUUUUUGACUUCCCACGUGAUCCAAGUGAAUAUGUGAGGCGUGUUGGAAGAACAGCGAGAGGUGCCAAGGGUGAGGGGAAGGCAUUUGUCUUUGUGGUUGGCAAACAAAUAUCCCUUGCUCGCAAGAUAAUGGAAAGAAAUCGGAAAGGUCACCCACUACAUGAUGUGCCUUCUGCUUAUUAGCUCAUAAAGCACCACAUUUGAGUUGGGUGCUCUCAACUCAGCUGCUUCACCACCAUAUUCAACAAUCCAUUGGUAGUUAAAUUAUAUGUAACAUAUGCCCAGCCCAAGGUGGCUUGCGCCACUUGUACCGAAAGCAAGAACUACAUUAGUUACCUAAAAAUAUAUUCAUUUUUAUUUUUAAAUGAUAUUUUUUCCAUUUUUAAAAACAAGAUUAAUAAUUUUAGUAGUCAAUUUUGACAUUUUUUAUGUUCAUUUUG
Abrus precatorius (Indian licorice) is the source of this 1936-nucleotide messenger RNA. RefSeq names its product DEAD-box ATP-dependent RNA helicase 50. The transcript has 6 exons. Gene Ontology annotation, molecular function: RNA helicase activity; nucleic acid binding; ATP binding. NCBI's taxonomy places the organism in Eukaryota, Viridiplantae, Streptophyta, Magnoliopsida, Fabales, Fabaceae. The record is from RefSeq and is a predicted model, not a curated record. The coding region runs from base 87 to 1679 and encodes 530 amino acids.